Messenger RNA from Erigeron canadensis, 1836 nucleotides. RefSeq lists its product as uncharacterized. The record is from RefSeq and is a predicted model, not a curated record. Bases 762 to 1637 code for a protein of 291 amino acids. The transcript is spliced from 8 exons. NCBI's taxonomy places the organism in Eukaryota, Viridiplantae, Streptophyta, Magnoliopsida, Asterales, Asteraceae.
AUUGGGAUUCUCACUUUUCCUGCACCUCCAAGAUCUGCGCGACCAAAAAAUCUUUUUAAAAAAGGCCUUCAAAGUUCAAACACAAACACAACCUCAUUCAACUUCCACUGAUUUUGGUACUCUGUUUUCCUAUUGGCCCAAACCCCACUAUUUUACUACACCACUAAACACACAUCCUCUCAGUCCUCAAAAGCACAUAAAACUUCACACAACAGCAGUAUGUGGUGUGAUUGAGCCAUUAGUGAAAAAAGGCCAAUAAAAACCCCCCCAAGAAAACUUGAAAAGGUUAAACAUUUUGAAAAAACCAUAUAUAUUUUCUAGUAAAGCUUAAAACUUUAUCAAUUUUUUGUGUAUAUAAACUACCUUACUUGUCAUUGUCAGCAUCAAUUUUUGGGAUUUUGAUAAUAUAGUUUCUAGAUUAUUGGAUAUGAAGGCUUUUUGCAUGUGGGUAUGUCCAAAAAGGUAUUGUUAGUACUUAUAUUGAUGAUUUAAGAUUUUUUGAAGGUGGGUGUUUGUGAUUUUGAGUUAAAGUUCUGAUUUUUGGUGUGAAGAAUUUAGGGUUUUAAAUUUUGGGGGUGAAAAUAGUUGCCAGAUUCCUUUAAGUUGGAGACUUAACGCUAUAUAACUAUAACAACUUUUUCGGGUUUUGGAAUAGAUACCUUUUAGCUAGAGAUUCUAAUGGUAUAUAUGUAUACUUUGUUUUUGCAUAUAAUGACUAAAGAAUAAUAUAGUGUUGGUAAUUAGUUAGUGGUAUAGGAAUUAUGGAUUCGGGUUUUCACCAUGAUCAAACGUUGAGCUAUGUUCCAAACCGACACGCUAUAUCGUUCCAAACGAGUGCUGUAGAUAGUACAAGUGAGAUGAUCAUGAUGGGGGAUUAUUAUAGGAUGAAUAGUACUUCAGGCAUGAUGUUUUCGGGUAAUUCUGAUAUGGGAAAUAGUGGUUCAGGAUAUGCGCAAUAUAGGAACUCUUGUGGUUCUGUUAUUUCAGAUUCGGUCCCGGGGUUGAAACAUGAUGCAGGGUUGGCUGUGGAAUGGUCUGUUGAAGAACAGUAUAAAUUGGAGGAAGGAAUUACCAAGUAUGCUGAUGUACCCAGCAUCUCGAGGUAUAUCAAGAUUGCUGCUACAUUGCGUGACAAAACUGUUCGAGAUGUUGCCCUGAGGUGUAGGUGGAUGACGAGUAAACGAAGGAAACAGGAUGAGCUGAAGUUCGGGAGGAAGUUAAAAGAUAAGAAGGAUAAAUUGGUGGAGUCACUUUCAAAGCCUAGUAUUUCAUCAAUUUCAACUUUAAAUGUGGCUCCAUUUUCUGUAUCCAUGAACAAUCGGUUUCAGAGUGGCCCCUGUGAAGCUUUAAGCAUCUCCACAAGGCAUCUUUUGCAACAAAACAACCAAAUUUUUGGUCAGAUUUCAGCUAAUAUUUCUGCACUCAAACUGCAAGACAAUGUUGAUCUUUUUAAUCAUGCCAAGAAUAAUAUAACUGCCAUCUUAAAUGAUUCGUGCAGCAUGAGAUACAUGCCAGGACCACCACUGCCUGUAUCGUUAAAUGAAGAUAUAGCUAAUACCAUUCUGCCGCAUACAAGCCAGACAAGGACUUUUGGCUCAUCAAGCAGAACGCAUUUGAAGCAAGAGCCAGAUUAUUGAUAUGGAGAACCAUUUGGUUGUAACUUGUAAGUAGAGAAGUCAACCUAUUGUAAAUAAUAUACUGAUUGACCCUUCUGGGCAUAAUUCUAUAUACAUGUAUCGGUUGACCAUUGUUUCCAUGUCAACUAAAUACAAAAACUUGUAGAAUGAUGCCAUUUUUGGAAAGCUAAUAUGAUUGAUUGGCUUACUGCUUGUAUUA